AUGGCUACAGCUGUACACGUGUUCACUACAACUGUACAUGUGUUCACUCCAGCUACAGCUGUACACGUGUUCACUCCAGCCACAGCUGUACACGUGUUCACUCCAGCUACAGCUGUACACGUGUUCACUCCAGCUACAGCUGUACACGUGUUCACUCCAGCUACAACUGUACACGUGUUCACUCCAGCUACAGCUGUAUAUGUGUUCACUCCAGCUACAGCUGUACACGCGUUCACUACAGCUGUACAUGUGUUCACUCCAGCUACAGCUGUACAUGUGUUCACUCCAGCUACAGCUGUACACGUGUUCACUCCAGCUACAGCUGUACACGUGUUCACUCCAGCCACAGCUGUACACGUGUUCACUCCAGCUACAGCUGUACAUGUGUUCACUCCAGCUACAGCUGUACAAGUGUUCACUCCAGCUACAGCUGUACACGUGUUCACUCCAGCUACAGCUGUACAUGUGUUCACUCCAGCUACAGCUGUACAUGUGUUCACUCCAGCUACAGCUGUACACGUGUUCACUCCAGCUACAGCUGUACACGUGUUCACUCCAGCUACAACUGUACACGUGUUCACUCCAGCUACAACUGUACACGUGUUCACUCCAGCUACAACUGUACACGUGUUCACUCCAGCUACAGCUGUACAUGUGUUCACUCCAGCUACAGCUGUACAUGUGUUCACUCCAGCUACAGCUGUACAUGUGUUCACUCCAGCUACAGCUGUACAUGUGUUCACUCCAGCUACAGCUGUACAUGUGUUCACUCCAGCUACAGCUGUACAUGUGUUCACUCCAGCUACAGCUGUACAUGUGUUCACUCCAGCUACAGCUGUACACGUGUUCACUCCAGCUACAGCUGUACACGUGUUCACUCCAGCUACAGCUGUACACGUGUUCACUCCAGCUGUACACGUGUUCACUCCAGCUACAACUGUACACGUGUUCACUCCAGCUACAGCUGUACACGUGUUCACUCCAGCUACAGCUGUACAUGUGUUCACUCCAGCUACAGCUGUACAUGUGUUCACUCCAGCUACAGCUGUACAUGUGUUCACUCCAGCUACAGCUGUACAUGUGUUCACUCCAGCUACAGCUGUACAUGUGUUCACUCCAGCCACAGCUGUACAAGUGUUCACUCCAGCUACAGCUGUACAAGUGUUCACUCCAGCUGUGGCUGGAGUGAACAGCUACAACUGUUCAACAGCUCACUCCAGUCACCACUGUAAUGAACUCAAAUGGUAA
Messenger RNA from Procambarus clarkii (red swamp crayfish), 1248 nucleotides. The record is from RefSeq and is a predicted model, not a curated record. NCBI's taxonomy places the organism in Eukaryota, Metazoa, Arthropoda, Malacostraca, Decapoda, Cambaridae.